UCAGGACCAAGGUGUCAACAGUUUAAAACAAUAUCAUAAGAAUCGUGAUCCGUUAUAAAGUGUCAGUCAUUCUCCAAACAUUACACGCUGUGGCUUGGUGUGCGACAAGAAGCCCGCUCCUGCCACCGUGUCCCUUGAGUUGGGACUGGCCUAGGAGGAGAGGACAGGAGGAAGAUGCCGGUGCUGCUCUGGGAAGGCUGGAGACCUGCGGUGGGGAGUUGGCUCCGGUCCCUGUGGCCGGAACCGGGGCUGGAGCUGGGUCCGGGGCCGCGAGUCUACGAGAUGCACGUCGUUCAGCAGAGGAGGAUCAGCAAAUCACCUCUGCUUUCUGCUGCCAAGGAAAAUAAGGAUAAGGAUAUUUAUAAACUUGCUCAGUGUACAUCUGUUGACCUUUUUGAAACAGGUACAAUGGGGGAGACAGCUUUGCACAUCGCAGCCAUGCACGAUAACAACAAUGCAGUGAUGGCACUCCUUCAGGUGGCUCCUGAGCUCAUCAACAUUUCCAUCACGGGCAAGGUGUAUGAAGGAUUGACAGCCCUGCACAUUGCCGUGGCAAAUGAGAAUGCGAGUCUAGUUAAAGAACUGAUCAGCCGAGGAGCGGAUGUGGCCACAUCUCGGGCGACUGGAACCUUCUUCAGGCACAGUAGAGGGAGCAUCGCGUACUAUGGAGAGCACCUAUUAUCCUUUGCCGCUUGUGUUGGAAACAAAGAGAUAGUCCGAAUUUUUAUUGAAAAUGGAGCGGACAUUGCAGCACAAGAUUGCUUAGGUAAUACUGUCCUACAUGUUCUGGUGCUGCAGCCAAACAGUGUCCUUGUCCCACAAAUGUACGAUUUAAUUCUGUCUUAUGAUGACCCUGAGAAUGAGAUUCCAGUUGACAUGAUCAUCAACAAGAAUGGCCUGUCUCCCAUCAAGCUCUCUGCAUCUGAAGGAAACAUUCAGAUGUUCCAGCACCUGUUGAUGAGGAAGGAGCUGGAUGCCCCGAGGACCUAUGGUCCUCUGUGCACCAUGUACUACAACCUCUCCGAGAUCGACUCGUGGGGCGAUGACAACUCAGUGUUGCAGCUGGUGAUCUCUAGUGAAAACAAGGAGGCACUGAAGAUUUUCCGCCUUUCCCCAAUGAAAGAACUCAUUCUCUUGAAGUGGAAUAACUAUGCAAUAUAUUAUUUCCGGAUCUUGGCUUUCCUCUACCUUAUUUACAUCACCAUCUUCACAUUCUGCUGCACUUAUCGGCCACUUAAACCAAGACCUGACAAUGCAACCAGUGAGAAGGACUCCACAAUAUACAUUGAGAGAACAUUACAGGAAAGCUACGUGACCAGUGAAGACCACUUGCGAUUGUUGGGCGAGAUUAUCAGCAUAUUUGGAGCAGUUGCCAUCCUGUUUGUGGAGGUUCAUGAUAUAUUGAGAUAUGGACCGAAGAAAUACUUUGGAAGGACGGCGCUAGGUGGGCCUUUUCACGUCAUCAAUAUCUGCUACGGCGUUAUGGUCUUGACUGUGCUGGUGCUGCGACUGGCGUCCCUGCCUGGUGAGACGGUUCCCAUGUCCUUGGCCCUCAUCCUUGCCUGGUGUAACCUGAUGUACUUUGCCCGAGGCUUCCGGUUGAUGGGACCAUUCACCAUUAUGAUCCAAAAGAUAAUAUUUGAGAUUAUACUGCCAUUCCUGGUGCUGAUGCUGAUUGUGCUCUUGGCUUUCACAUUCAGUACCCACUUGUCAUUCCAAGUCUUGGAUCCUGAAAAGUGGGAACGCUUCGUGGAUUUCAGCACAGUUCUGUUCACCAUGUACCUCCUCUUUUUUGGUCUGGUCAACAUGCCACUCAAUUGGGAAGUGAAUCAGCCCGACAUGGCACGGCUCCUGUACGCCAUCUACACCCUGCUUGCUUUUGCCAUCAUGGUUUUCCUUGUUAUCCACAUAAUGGGAGAACUGAUUCGACGGAUCGCAAAGGAGCGUGAGGACAUUUGGAGAGCACAGGUUGUCGCAACAGUUCUCCUUCUUGAGCGCCGACUUCCAAGCUGCUUGUUUCCUCCUUUGGGAAUUUGCGGAAAAAAGUAUGGACUUGGAGACAACUGGUAUAUUCGGGUGGAUUUCAGGAUUGAUAACACUGUCUUGGAGAUCCCUCCUAAAGACAAAAGUGUGGAGACAAAAGGACAGGAGAAAAGGAUGGAGAAAGAAGAGACAUCAGUCAAAAGCGAAAGCAAGCAGAGGACUCACCAGACAUGCCACAUGGUGAGGAAGAGAAGGAUACGCCAGAACCCUGGUGACCUGUACAAUAUGAGCUAUGAUGAGGCCUGAAUUAUUAUGUCCCCAGGACAUUUAAUAAAUAGUUUUCUACUUGUUUUUCUUCCAUUCUGUAUCAUCCUAGUCUCCAGCCAACUGGUUGGUGGCCUAAUUUUACUUUAAUGUUUCACUUUAGAGAUAUAACGUGGAAACAUGCCCUUCAGGCGCACCGAGUCCGCACUGACCAGUGAUCUCCGCACAUUAACACUAUCCUACACACUAGGGACAAUAUACACAUACACCAAGCCAAUUAACCUACAUACCUGUACGUCUUUGGAGUGCGGGAGGAAACCGAAGAUCUCGGAGAAAACUGACGCGGUCACGGGGAGAACGUACAAACUCCGUGCGUACAGCACCCAUAGUCGGGAUCUAACUCAGGUCUCCAGCGCUGCAAGCGCUGUAAGGCGGCAACUGUACAGCUGCACCACCGUGCCGCAAAACAUUGGUGGUGAUGCUUACAUGGAAUAUUUGGGUCAAGCUGAGUGGCUGAAGAUACUUUUCAUUAGGUUUGGGUUUGGGUCAGUGGCUGAAGAUACUUUUCAUUAGGUUUAAUUUGUAAGCUUCUAAGCAAUUCCUUUUUAUGGCUUUGUAUUCCAUGACUACCCAUACUGUAGCAGUCAAUAAGAGUGGCCAUCUCAAUUGUAUUAAAUGUCAGGUCCCAAAAAAUGCAGAUGCAAAGGAAAACUUCUUCAAAGUGGCCUUGUCUUGAAUAUUCUUCACAGUGGGGCAGUAAAACAGAGUUGAAGGGUCCCUAUCUGAAACAACAACUGUCCAUUUUCCGUCACAGAAGCUACCCGAUCCCUUAAGACCCUCCAGCAGUUCAAUUUUUGUAUUACAUAUCCAUUUGUAUAGAGUCAAAUACCAUCCCACUAUGUAGACACAAGGAAUGGCGCAGAUGGCACCAAGUGCUGCAGCAACUCAACAGAUCAUGCAUCUUUGGAGAACAUGGAUAGGUGACGUUUUGGGUCAGGACCUUUCUUCAGAUUCCACAAUAUUGUCCAUGUCAGUGCCCAAGAAACAGGGCAGGUUGCACGUUGCAUCUGUUAACUACAAAAGCUGAUGAUGUUUGUAAAAUGAAAGCAACAAAUAUGGUUAAUUCUUUUUAUUGUCAAUGGAAAUGAGAAAUCAUUAUUUGCCUUCAAAUUGUAUUUUUGUGUCUGAAUGGGUGAUGCAUCUUGCCAAAUUGGAGAGUCACAAAAAACAAUAAAGAGAUUGAGGCAUCCAGGUCUCAUGAAA
Messenger RNA from Leucoraja erinaceus (little skate), 3510 nucleotides. Its product is annotated as transient receptor potential cation channel subfamily V member 6-like. The coding region runs from base 175 to 2289 and encodes 704 amino acids. Gene Ontology annotation, biological process: calcium ion import across plasma membrane. NCBI's taxonomy places the organism in Eukaryota, Metazoa, Chordata, Chondrichthyes, Rajiformes, Rajidae. The record is from RefSeq and is a predicted model, not a curated record. Gene Ontology annotation, molecular function: protein binding; calcium channel activity. Gene Ontology annotation, cellular component: membrane. The transcript is spliced from 15 exons.